AAACCAUUGAGUUUAUAUAUAUUCUCUCUCCUCUCCUUGGUCAGUCUAUCUUCGCCAUAACCCUUCCCAUCCCCAGACGCAGAGAGCGAGCUUUGCUCCCCCUAACUUAAGUUAGAGAAGAUGAAGGUUAUAGAGAAGAUCAGAGAAAACCAGAACAAGGAAGCUGUUUUCUCCUUCGAAUUCUUCCCUCCGAAGACGGAGGAUGGAGUGGAGAAUCUGUUCGAGAGAAUGGAGAGAAUGGUGGCCCACGGCCCCACCUUCUGCGACAUCACUUGGGGAGCGGGAGGAUCAACGGCUGAUCUGACGCUCGAGAUCGCCAACAGAAUGCAGAACAUGGUAUGCGUUGAGACUAUGAUGCACCUCACAUGCACCAACAUGCCUGUCGAGAAGAUCGAUCACGCUCUCUCCACCAUCAAAUCCAACGGCCUUCAGAACGUUCUCGCCCUCCGCGGCGACCCGCCCCAUGGCCAGGACAAGUUCGUCCAGAUCCAGGACGGUUUCGCCUGCGCUCUCGACCUCGUUAAGCACAUCAGGGCCACUUAUGGCGACUACUUCGGCAUCACCGUAGCUGGUUAUCCAGAGGCACAUCCCGAUGCCAUUGGGAGUGACGGCGUUGCUACACCCGAAGCAUAUGAGAAGGAUCUCGCUUAUUUGAAGAGCAAGGUUGAUGCUGGAGCAGAUUUGAUUGUGACUCAGUUAUUUUAUGACACUGAUAUUUUUCUCAAAUUCGUCAACGAUUGUCGUCAAAUUGGGAUUACUUGCCCCAUUGUUCCCGGAAUCAUGCCCAUUAACAACUACAAAGGCUUCUUGCGCAUGACUGGCUUUUGCAAAACAAAGAUACCGGCUGAGAUCACUGCUGCAUUGGAGCCUAUCAAGGACAAUGAUGAAGCUGUUAGAGCGUAUGGAAUUCACCUUGGAACUGAAGUGUGCAAGAAGAUUUUAGCCCACGGGAUAAGGACAUUGCACCUCUAUACACUCAACAUGGAGAAAUCAGCAUUGGCUAUACUAACGAAUCUUGGUUUGAUUGAAGAAAGCAAAAUACCUAGGUCUCUACCUUGGAGGCGUCCUGCAAAUGUAUUCCGAGUCAAAGAAGAUGUUCGUCCGAUAUUCUGGGCAAACCGUCCAAAAAGCUACAUAUCGAGGACGAUAGGCUGGGACCAGUAUCCACAUGGACGAUGGGGUGAUUCUCGCAAUCCUUCUUAUGGGGCACUAGCUGAUUAUCAGUUCAUGCGACCGCGUUCACGUGACAAGAAACUUACUGAAGAAUGGGCAACCCCAUUGAAAAUCGUUGAAGAUAUCCAUGAGAAAUUUAAGAAAUUAUGCCUGGGAAAAUUGAAAAGCAGCCCGUGGUCAGAACUGGAUGGACUGCAGCUCGAGACGAAAAUCAUCAACGAACAACUAGGGAAAAUUAAUACCAAGGGUUUCCUCACCAUAAAUAGCCAACCAGCUGUAAACGGGGAAAAAUCUGAUUCGCCAUCUGUUGGAUGGGGUGGGCCAGGUGGAUAUGUUUAUCAAAAGGCAUAUCUAGAGUUUUUCUGCUCCAAGGAGAAGUUGGAGGCGCUGGUGGAGAAAUGCAAAGGUUUCCCAUCCGUGACCUAUGUGGCCGUGGACAGAGAAGGGGCUUGGAGAUCAAAUAUUGAACAAACGGCUGUGAAUGCGGUGACAUGGGGAGUCUUCCCGGCAAAGGAGAUAAUUCAGCCGACCGUUGUGGAUCCUUCAAGCUUUGUGGUUUGGAAGGAUGAGGCUUUUGAAAUUUGGUCGAGGGGAUGGGCUCGAUUGUACCCGGAGGGUGACCCUUCUCGAAAACUUCUUGAAGAGGUGCAAACCAGCUAUUUCUUGGUGAGCUUGGUGGACAAUGACUACGUCCAGGGGGAUAUUUUUGCCGUUUUUGCUGAUCUCUGAGACAAUUAAUUGUCUGAUCUUUCAUGCCAUGGGACCCCAA
Molecule: messenger RNA, 1942 nt
Organism: Morus notabilis
Lineage: Eukaryota; Viridiplantae; Streptophyta; Magnoliopsida; Rosales; Moraceae
Product: probable methylenetetrahydrofolate reductase
Exons: 12
Coding region: 121-1902 (593 amino acids)
Biological process (GO): tetrahydrofolate interconversion
Cellular component (GO): cytosol
Molecular function (GO): methylenetetrahydrofolate reductase [NAD(P)H] activity; FAD binding
Source: RefSeq, a predicted model, not a curated record